Thermothielavioides terrestris NRRL 8126 is the source of this 303-nucleotide messenger RNA. RefSeq lists its product as uncharacterized. The coding region runs from base 1 to 303 and encodes 100 amino acids. Lineage: Eukaryota; Fungi; Ascomycota; Sordariomycetes; Sordariales; Chaetomiaceae. The transcript has 2 exons. The record is from RefSeq and is a predicted model, not a curated record.
AUGAACAACCAACGGGACACCAACGUCACCGGCCCUGGCACUGCAGCAGGAUCACAAGCGCAGAACAAAGCCACGGCCGAGCCGGUGUCCAGCAGCGCAUCAGGAAAGCUCGGUGAACAGGUCGGUCGCGGGGUAAGAGACGUCUUUUCCGGCAUCCACGGGGCUGGGGAGUCGUUGCGGGGAGGCUUGAAUGCGGCCGUCGACAAGGCGUUUGGAAGCGAGGCAGGCGUGCAGAAGGACGAUGCUAUUGCGCGCCGGGGAGAGCGCGAGAUGAAGGCCGGCAGACUUACCAAAGACGCGUAA